Messenger RNA from Phalacrocorax carbo (great cormorant), 1621 nucleotides. Lineage: Eukaryota; Metazoa; Chordata; Aves; Suliformes; Phalacrocoracidae. The record is from RefSeq and is a predicted model, not a curated record.
CAGUGUGGGCGCCGCCCGUCGGGCCGUCAGAGCGGCGGGACGCCGGGCAUGGAGGCGGCGGGCGGCGGCGAGCGGGCGGCGGCGACAGCAGGAGCAGCAGGGGCAGGCGUGGCGUGGCAGGGAUGAGGAGCCGGCAGCGGAUGUUUGCAGCGGUGAUGCGCCUGCUCCUCAAGUGCCUGCGGCUGGGCCGGCGGCGGCGGUUUAAGCUGGUGCGGCAGGUGGAGCAGCUGUGGCGCUACGGGCAGCUCUGCCUCCACUCCCUGCUCUACAACUCCUUCACCAACGGUGAUGUGGUGCUCGACUCCCUCUUCGAGCCCAUCUACUGGCUGGUGGACCAUGUCACCCGGUGGUUUGGUGUGGUGUUUGUGGCACUGGUGAUUGGGCUGACGAGCUCCAUUGUGGCCAUUGUGUACAUCUGCCUGCUGCCCCUCAUCCUGCAGACCUACACACCUGCCUGGAUCUGCUGGCACCUCGCCUAUGGACACUGGAACCUCAUCAUGAUCGUCUUCCACUACUACAUGGCCAUCACCACCUCACCCGGGCACCCGCCACAGGCCAAGGAGGAUCUCACUGGCGUCUCCAUCUGCAGGAAAUGCAUCGCCCCCAAGCCGGCUCGCACCCACCACUGCAGCAUCUGCAACAGGUGCGUGCUGAAGAUGGACCACCACUGCCCCUGGCUAAACAACUGCGUGGGACAUUACAACCACCGCUACUUCUUCUCCUUCUGCCUGUUCAUGACCAUGGGCUGCAUCUACUGCACCAUCAGCAGCUGGGAGAUGUUCCGGGAUGCCUAUGCAGCCAUCGAGAGAAUGAAACUGCUUGAGAAGGAGAGACUGCAGGUGGCUGCCAACCAGACCUACUACCAGACCCCACCGCCCACCUUCUCCUUCCGCCAGCGAGCUUUUCACAAGAGCGUGGUCUACCUCUGGGUCUUGUGCAGCUCGGUUGCGUUGGCCCUGGGUGCCCUUACACUGUGGCACGCUGCCCUCAUUACCCGUGGGGAAACCAGCAUCGAGCGGCACAUCAACAAGAAGGAGAGGCAGAGACUGCAGAAGAAAGGCAAGGUCUUCAGGAACCCCUACAGUUAUGGCAGCUGGGAUAACUGGAAGGUGUUCCUGGGUGUGGACAUGCCAAGGCACUGGCUCACCCGCGUCCUGCUGCCCUCUCCUCACCUGCCCCACGGGACGGGCCUGAGCUGGGACCUGCCACCCUGCGUGACCAAGCAGCGCACCCCACUCCUGGCCAUCUGAGGCCCAGGUGCUGCAGACGCGCCUCCCCGCAGGCAGGGGAGCACACAGGGGACCCGUUCUGCCACCGCCGCCCCUGCUGGCCCUGGUGGGAGGCAGGUGCUGGUACGCAUCGCUGACUGGAGCCAGAGCUAGUGCCUGGAUGCCUGCUCUUGGCUCCUUGGGGGCUGCAGGCAGCCCUGGGGGAACACAACAGAGCUGCAGCUGCUCCCUGCUCUAACUGAAGGUGCUGCCCUCGCUAGCACAGGUGCAAGCCAGCGCGUGGCCCUGCUCAGCUCUCUGGCAGGGCUGGGCGCAGAGGACAGCACUCAUGCCCCCAGGCACUCCCCAGGGCACCCUUUUUAAGACCCUCCAAUAAAUUUUUUUUUUUUUUU